CACAAGCACAAAGCAAGACAACAGCUGCUGCUGCUGUCUUACCCAGCACCAUCCACCUCGCCUUUGUUGACUUUCAGCCUGCACACUCACACGCCCGCACGCCUCCGAUCCGACGUCAAGCUCGUUUGACUUCUUGGUGCCUUCUUGUUCGUUCAUCUCAACGAGGCGUUUCUCUCGGCACGGCACGUGUUUCUGAGCGUUUGCUGUGGUCGACGACCGCCCCAGGCGAGCAGCUCCACCUUCCGCUGGCACAGGCACCAUCCAUCACUCGCGCAGGCACCUGUCUCCGUGAUCAAUCCAGCCCAGUUCACUUGAUCGACAAAGGGCAUCCACACUAACGUGCACGCGCACAGAAGUGCUGAGCACACUGUCGACAGCACAUCCUCCUCGACAACACAUGCGCAGCAGCAGGCCUGGUCAGUCGUAGGACCCUCAAGCACAAUCGCCGCUGCCGAGCACCUGAGCUGAGCGCGUGUCGACAAGCUUUUUCCACAGUUGCUGUGACCCUUGUUGUUGUUGUUGCUGUUGUUGUUGUUGCUUCUGUGAGUUGUGUCACUUGGCCGUGCCACCAUGGCCAACGUGUCGAGAGGCUCGCCGGCUCGACGCGAUAAGGAGCGUGGCUCAUCCUUCUGGAGGUUUUUCCACAUCGACAAACCUCACUUGGAGAUAUCAGAGGCGACUUUCGCAGAUGUGGUGACCAGGCCGCUGCCGACGUUGCCGACACACGAAAGCACAACGCACCUUGAUCCCCGCAAGCACAGUCACGCCUCCACAACCGCGUUUCCGUUCAGCCCCGGGUCCCGGCCAACAACGGCGUCGAGCGAUGCGCCACCCCAAUCCCGCGCGCGCCCCACCGCUGGUGCUGCUCGUGGCGUGGCGAGUCCAGCCGCCACGGCCUCUGCGCCAGCAACCGUUGCUGCCUCACCGCUCACGUCGCCGCAGUCUGCAGCAGCAACGGCGUCGUGCUCUUCGUCGUCGUCGGUGCUUGCGUCGCCAACCGUCUCCACCAGCACGGUCACGCCAACCAAGGGCAGCCAUGGCCGCGGCAAUGUCGACAAUGGUGAUGGCGAUGGUGAUGUGACGGCGUCUCCAGCUGCCCUGCGCCGCCUGGUCGAGUCUGCAUAUCGCCUCCCUCUCCGCCUCCGCAUGCACUGGCUCGCGGUACCUGACAGCGUGUUGCGAGAGGCAAGCAUCCCCGCUGCCCAGCUCGUCACAGCUCUUUCCCACAACUCGUUUGCCCUCGCAAAGGCAAUCUGCACAGUUGACGGGUUCCUGACGCACCAGACGGCCAAGUGGCUGCUGACGCUGCUGGAGAGUGCGGGUGUGGCGCGCCCCUUUCUCACGUCCGUCAUCAAGGACGACAUCAACAACGAACGCGCUGCGCCGAUGGUGUUUCGACGCAACACGACGGCCACGCGUCUCGUCUCUGCAUAUUUCCGCCUCAUUGGACACGACUUUCUCUGCGCCGUUCUCGCUGCGCCCGUGCAGAACGCGUGCAACUCUGAUCCAAUUGAGCAGGUGAAUGUGCGGCAAACGGGGGACACGGCCACCGCCAGCAAUCGCAGCAGUGGCGGCGGCGUUAGUGGCGGCAAUGGCGCGAUGACGCCAGACCGGCGCCUGGUCAUGCUCGUUGGCGUGUGUCAGGACGUGUGCGAUCUCCUCACACACAACACCGCCCGCUUUCCGCUCAGCCUCGCCCUCCUCACAAAGGACCUCUUUGACUUGAUGGAGGCCCGGUUUCCUGGCCACGGCAUUGUUGUCAUCCGCUCCUUUGUCUUCCUGCGCCUGCUUUGCCCGGCCCUCAUCAAUCCAGAGGCAUUCAACCUCCUCGACAGCAAGCCCGAUCCUGUGCACCACCAGACGCUUCUCAUGAUGGCCAAGCUCAUCCAGUCCCUCGCAAACUUCACAGGCGCGGCGAGCGAGGUGCCGCUGCCCUCAGCCAUCGACUCGCCGGUUGUCCGCCAAUUUAUCGACUGGAACAGAGCCGGCAUGGCUGAUUUGGUGCAGCAGCUGCUGGCGCGGGCGAUGGCAACACAGGACGGCGAUGUUCCCGCGUCGUGCCAGCGCCUGGCCGACCUCACUGCACCGGCCCUCUGGUUCUGCCCUUCGUGCAACCACGUCAACAGGAGCGACCGCUCAGACUGCCGCGAGUGCGGCGCACAUGCACACCGCCGCGCCUCCAACGAACAUACACGAUCACAUGCACACGCACACGGUCACGGUCACGGUCACGAUCCUGCGGCACCGGCGCACAUGCACACGCCGGGACACGGGCCACAGCUGAACCUGCUUGACCGGUGUGCCAUCAACCUUGCGCACUUGCUGGAGACAAAGUUGGCGGACAUUGUCAAGAAUCCAGACACCCUUGAGCCCUGCACCGUCAGCCUCGAAUGCAACGCAAAGGAGCUGUUCUUAGAGGCCUCGAUGGCGUCACUCGGGUCUGCCAGCGUCUCCCUGGGCGCCAACGCCGACACCGGCCGUGCUAGUGACGGAAGUGUUGGCAGCGGUGGUGUUGGUGGUGCCGUUGCGUCGUCACACCGGGAGUUUGACGAGCUGGUGCUGACAGAUGACGCCAUUCACCUUCACCGCGCCCUCGACCUUGCACUCACCAACGAGAAGCUUGCGCACGCGAGCGUGGUGAUGGUUGUGUCGCGCGGCAUUGGGCUGCGCUUUCUCGUGUCCCGCCUCGCCUCGCUCCUCGACGCCCUCUCCACCAAGACGGCCAGCGCGUGCAAGGCGUUUCUUGCGCGCUGGUGCGACCCGGCUGCGUCCAUUGCCGAUGUGCCGGAAGCGCUGUGUCUGGAGCACUGCGCCGCCGCGUACUCGCGCAUCACCAUCCCGAGCACGGCGCGACAGAUGGUUGCUGCGCUCCUGGGCAACGCCGCCAGCCACCUGCGCAGCGUGGAGGGCCGCCGCCCGUCUGUGGAGGUGGUUGCCUCGCUUGUCGCCACCUUCAUCAAGGGCCUCAUGUCGGAGAAGCCCGGGGCGGUGCUGCAGCAGUGGUCGCCGGGGCUUGUUCGCCUCGCCCUCAUCUCCACCGCAGCCUUUGAGCAGCGCGACCAGCAGUGGGCCGUGCUGUUCAUGCAGGGGCUGCUUGCCCGCUGCCUCCUCACCGCGCUCGUCUCCCCGCGCCGCUUUGGCGUCUUUGACCGCAAUGUUCCGCUCGACUUUCGCCGCGGGCUGCACACGACGGCGUGCACGGCGCUUGAGCCACGCCUUCUUCUUGCCUGGCUCUCCUCCUGCCGCUUUGUUGCCCAGCGCGGCUGGUUUGUCGCCGCGCACGAGUACCACACGUUCCACGCCAUGUGUGGGUGGCGCGGCGUGCUUGGCGUGUCCCGCAGCCGCUGCAGGCGCGUCCUGCUCGCGCGGUUCAAGGACAUUUUCCUGCGCCCCACGAGCGGCGAGUCUGAGGAGAGCAGCGGCGACGACAAGGACGCGCCCACACCGCCACCGCCACCCCAGUCGUCAUCAGCUGCAACAACAACAACACCAACAGCAACAACAACAACCACCACAACCACAGGUCACAGUGGCAGCGGUGAGCAGCACGAUGUGGUGUUGCCGUCUGCAUCGUCAUCCAACAUUGGCGGUGUGAAGACUGCAACCUCAUCGCGAGCGGAGACAUCGCCGGCCGCCAGCCCCGAGGCAAACAACAUCACCACCAUGAUCAGCAGCACCAGCAGCACCAACAAGGUGGGCAGUCCCCGGCGCCGUGCUGUCUCGCACGCAUCGGCGGCCGUGUCCAAGCAGACGGCCACGCCUGAGCAAGAAUUGCAGCAGACGAAGCGCAUACGGCGGCGGCGACGGCGGCGGCGGCGCUCACGGCCACAGCAGCGCCACAAGGUGCUGGUGGAGUCACACACGUUCCGCCUCAUUGAUCCGCUGGUCAUCGCCAUCUACGCUGUGACGCAACUGCACUCGCGCAUUGCGUCACCGCUCAUGUCGCCCAACACGCACUCCAACGACUACCUUGAGCUCGACCUGUGGGCGACGUCGCGGUCGAAGACGGCGUCGGUGGCCACGACAACUGCUGCGCCGACGCCGCGGCCUGCCUCCGUCUCAGCGCCCGUGUCGCCCCUUGCGACGAAAGCACCGGCCCCACCGACCCCAAAGCCGUCGACGCCGCCGCUGCCCGUGAUGACGACGAAGCGCACGGCCAUGACGCCGCCUGCAGCGGAGGAGAGCCGUGUUGGACAGCUGCUGCCUGUCCCAGAGCACGCACCCUUUGGCGACGACAACGCACACAGCGAUGGUGAUGAUGAUGCUGAUGUUGAUGAUGCUGGUGCAGAAGAUGGAGGUGAUGAAGGUGAUGCUGGUGAUGACGCACCGCGGGGGCAUCCGCAUGCCGGCGAUGAUGGCGCGACCACGACGUUGGCGACUUCUGCGAUGGCGAGCGGCGCUGCCUUUGAGGACGAGGGCCGCGGACUGGAUGCAGACGACACUGGCGAUGCGGACAGCGCAGUGACGUGCGAUCACGAUGGCAGUGUCAAUGCCGACGGCGAUGGUGCUGGUGCUGGUGAUGAAGACGACGGUGGCGGCGAUGAGGCGGUGGACGGAAAGUAGUGAAGCAGCACCACCACGAUGUUUUGUGUGGUUCGAUGAGGAGUUGUGCUGAGCUGGCGUGUUGGGAGUUAUGGGUUUUGCGUUUAGCUGAGCUGAGUUGGGCUUGAGAUGGUUGAGGCGGCGGUCGUGUGCCGCUGAUAGUUUGGUGCAACCGGCCUUGAUUUUGUUCAGGGGUAGUGUGAAGAGCAGCCGCCGUUCUGGUAUCGAGCGGCUGGUGCAGCGCCACAUCCGAUGACGCGCGUGUUGAGCACGCGUGCUGACGACUGGCAGGCAAAUUUGGGGGGGGGGGGGGUGGCGGUAAUGAUGUGGUGCUUGCUGGUGUGGGUGGGUGGUGAAGCU
Molecule: messenger RNA, 4902 nt
Organism: Salpingoeca rosetta
Lineage: Eukaryota; Choanoflagellata; Craspedida; Salpingoecidae
Exons: 14
Coding region: 571-4563 (1330 amino acids)
Biological process (GO): regulation of GTPase activity
Source: RefSeq, a predicted model, not a curated record